AUGAUAGGGGAAACCCAAGUCACUGUUGCAGCCCAUAGAUCUUUAAAUCAUUCUAGAGGCGUUAUAUCGGAACGAGAAUUCCAGACAGACCUUGAGGAAGACAUCCUAAAUUGCCUCAAAGAACAAAAUGUAAUAGCUGUUCGUAGAAUCACGAUUAAAAAAAACAAUCAAAUCCAGCCUACAAAGCACCUUAUCUUAACAUUCAACACUCCUGUUUUACCAAAAUCUGUGAAAAUAGCCUAUAUAAACUGUUCUGUUAAACCAUACAUACCGAAUCCCAUCCGAUGUUUCAAAUGUCAGAAAUUUGGACACACCAUAACUGCAUGCAGGGGAGACAAAGAAAUUUGUGCUCGAUGCUCCCUUCCUGAUCAUAAUAGUAACAAUUGCACUUCGACAACACCAAAAUGUUUCAAUUGUAGCGGUGACCAUCCGGCAUACUUCCGAUCAUGCCCACGUUACAAAGAAGAAAAAGAAAUUCAAACAGUUAAAAUCACAAAAAACAUACCUUUUCCAGGAGCUCGAAAAAUAGUAACAGACAGAACACCUAAACCAGGUCUCUCGUAUUCUGCUGCAUUAAACUCAACAACUGAACGAAAUUCGCAGCCAAUACCUAAACCGACUGUUAAUAAUCCUGUAACACCUUCAAAUACCAACCCAGAUACUCUUCAUGAACUUAAGCGAGCAUUGCAGAACUCACAUCCUACAGCACCUGGACCUGACGGCAUUCAUCAUGACAUGAUAAAAAUUUGA
Molecule: messenger RNA, 750 nt
Organism: Argiope bruennichi
Lineage: Eukaryota; Metazoa; Arthropoda; Arachnida; Araneae; Araneidae
Exons: 2
Coding region: 1-750 (249 amino acids)
Molecular function (GO): zinc ion binding; nucleic acid binding
Source: RefSeq, a predicted model, not a curated record